Menidia menidia (Atlantic silverside) is the source of this 1263-nucleotide messenger RNA. The record is from the annotation of a GenBank genome assembly. Lineage: Eukaryota; Metazoa; Chordata; Actinopteri; Atheriniformes; Atherinopsidae.
AUGAAUACCACAGACGCAUCCUACAGUAAGCCCUACCAUGACCCAGUGGGACUCUGGAUCCUCGUGGUGCUGGUCAACAUCAUAGUCAUCACGGUGGUGGGGAACUUGUUGGUCAUUUUGGCGGUGGCGCGCACUCCACAGCUACAGACUUCCACAAACAUCUUCAUCAUGUCCCUGGCGUGCGCAGACCUCAUCAUGGGGGUCCUCGUUGUGCCUCUAGGAGCCAGUUAUGUGGUGACAGGUGACUGGCUGUUUGGCAAAGUUUUCUGCGAUCUCUGGACUUCUGUUGACGUCCUCUGUGUGACGGCCAGCAUAGAAACUCUUUGUGUCAUAGCCGUGGAUCGGUAUUUAGCCAUUACAAAGCCGCUGCGGCACAAAGUUUUACUGUGCAAGUGGCGUGCCAGAGUCAUAGUCAUCUUAGUGUGGGUCGUGUCCACUUUAAUUUCCUUUGUGCCAAUUAUGAAAGGGCAUUGGCAUUCAGAUAAACCAGAAGCGUUGGAGUGCUACAAAAAUGUUACCUGCUGUGACUUUGUGACCAACACCGUCUAUGCUGUCUCAUCCUCUACAGUGUCCUUUUACAUUCCGCUGUUCAUUAUGAUAUUUGUGUACACAAAGGUUUUUGUAAUAGCAUCGCGACAGGUCAAGCUUAUAGAUAAGAACAGAAUGCGUUUCCAAAAUGAAUGUCCGGCUGCACAGAUCCACAUUAGCCCCAGCUCGAACAGCAUCCUGCAAUCAGCGUGUGUGAGCUCCAGCUCCAACAACAGUGUAGCGAGGCGAAAGAGUGCCAAGAGGAGGCCAUCCCGGCUUAUGCUUGUCAAGGAGCACAAGGCCCUGAAGACUCUGGGUAUCAUCAUGGGGACUUUUACGAUAUGCUGGCUGCCGUUUUUUGUCGUUAACAUUUUAAAAGUUUGCCCCAACGUGGAGGAAAUCCCAGAGUAUGUCUUCCGGCUGCUGAACUGGUUGGGCUACAUCAACUCAGGCCUAAAUCCCAUCAUCUACUGCAGGAGCCCAGAGUUCCGCACCGCGUUCAAGAACCUGAUGGGCUGCCCGUGGCUGUCCACGCUGUGGCUGAACGACCUCUAUAAGGAACUGCGGACCCGCUGCUCCUGCUUUCUGUGGAAAGCAGAGUCGGGCACGACCAACUCUUUCCAAAAGACUUCAGCUGGGAGCACUGAGGGCAGUGACAGCCUGGCCAGCAGAAGUGAGGAGACCUCGCUGGGUCCUGCACAGUCCAACGGCAGCACAAAGCUGAGUGACUGUUAA